AUGACUUUUGAUGUGUUAUUUCUUCUCUACUUCAUCCUUUUCAUGUUUGUCCCUUGUUCUACCACAGCUCAAACUUACAGAAACAUAUCUUUAGGCUCAUCCCUCGAUGCACUAAAUGAUGACAACUCAUCAUGGCAAUCACCAUCUGGUGAAUUUGCUUUCGGUUUUCGACAGAUUGGAAAGGAUGGCUUCCUACUAGCCAUCUGGUUCAACAAGAUAACCGAGAAAACCAUUGUAUGGUCAGCCAAUGGGGAUAAUCUUGUCCCACAAGGAUCCAAAGUUGAACUCACUGCAGAUGGCCACUUUUUGCUCAAUGAUAUUUCAACAGGCAAAGACAGAUCAAUAGCUUCUUCUGCUGCUACUGGCGUUGCCUAUGCAGCAAUGCUAGACACUGGAAAUUUUGUGCUGGCCAACCAAAAUUCAACCAUUCUGUGGGGGAGUUUUGAUCAACCAACUGAUACAAUCCUACCUGCACAGGCUCUUAAUAACGGAAGCAGACUCUUCGCUCGCUAUACGGCAACAAAUUACUCAAGAGGUAGAUUCCUGUUUACACUACAAUCUAGCGGAGGUCUCAUGCUUUACACAACAAAUUUCCCACAAGAUUAUCCCUAUUUCAAUUAUUGGAAGACCGAUACUAAUGGUAGUGGCUUUCAAGUCAUAUUCAACCAGUCUGGCUCUAUUUACCUUGCCGCAAGGAAUGGAACCAUACUUAAUGUAAUAUCCUCCAAUACAUUAUCAAAGCAAGAUUUAUACCAGAGAUUAACUCUUGACUAUGACGGAGUUUUGAGGCACUAUGUCUACCGUAAAGGCACUGGCUCAAAUGCCGGAGUUUGGUCCACACUGUCCUUCAUACCUUCAAAUAUCUGCAUGAGUAUCUCGCAACCGAAAGGUGGUGGUGCAUGUGGGUUCAACAGCUUAUGUCAACAUGACCAAGGACAGCCAAUCUGCAAGUGUCCAUCUGGUUAUACCUUGAUGGAUUCACAUGAUGUGUUGAAAGGCUGCAAACAGAACUUUGCUCCACAAAGCUGUGAUGAGGCCUCAGCAGAGACCGAUCUU
Molecule: messenger RNA, 1056 nt
Organism: Prunus avium (sweet cherry)
Lineage: Eukaryota; Viridiplantae; Streptophyta; Magnoliopsida; Rosales; Rosaceae
Source: RefSeq, a predicted model, not a curated record